Trifolium pratense (red clover) is the source of this 922-nucleotide messenger RNA. Its product is annotated as probable plastid-lipid-associated protein 8, chloroplastic. The transcript is spliced from 4 exons. The coding region runs from base 44 to 742 and encodes 232 amino acids. NCBI's taxonomy places the organism in Eukaryota, Viridiplantae, Streptophyta, Magnoliopsida, Fabales, Fabaceae. The record is from RefSeq and is a predicted model, not a curated record.
AAAGAGUUUAUUCAUUGUUUGGGUUCGGGUUUAGAACAGCGCCAUGGCUACAGCUUCUGCUUCUGCGUUUCGCUUAUCACCUUGUUCAUUAAAAUUCAGAAUCCAUAAUAAUCACCCUUCAACCCCCAAAUCAUUCAACCUCCGUUUCCAUCCCCGUCACAACAGCUUAUGCGUUUCUACUUCCGUAUCCAUAUCUAACACGGAUGUCCAAACAGCCCCUAAUGAUCUCGUAGCUUCUCUUCUUUCAAAGGUGGUGCAAACAGAUGGAGGAGUUUUACUACAAAAGGAAGAACAUAAAGAAGUGGCCGAAGUGGUUCAGGAAUUGCAGAAGUAUUGUGUGAAAGAGCCUGUGAAAUGCCCUUUAAUAUUUGGAGAGUGGGAUGUAGUGUACUGUUCGCGGCCAACAUCACCUGGAGGUGGGUAUAGGAGUGCAUUGGGCAGAGUUUUCUUCAAAACAAAGCAAAUGGUUCAGGUUGUUGAAGCUCCUGAUAUUGUGAGAAACAAAAUCGAGUUUACUGCUUUAGGCUUUUUGGAUGGAGAGGUUUCUCUAAAAGGAAAACUGAAGGCUCUGGAUACUGAAUGGAUUCAAGUUGUAUUUGAAGCACCUGAGUUGAAGUUAGGAUCAUGGAAAGCACAGUAUGGAGGUCAGAGUGAAGUUAAACUCAGAAUCACUUAUGUAGAUGAAAAAAUCAGGUUAGGAUUGGGAUCAAGAGGUUCCCUGUUUGUUUUUAAAAGAAUAUGAAAUUGAAUUCAAAUUCCCUUUAGGAAAAUUCUGGCAAGUGUGUAACUUGGCACAAGUUCAUGUAUAAUAUGAUUAUCAUGUGUAUAUUUGUUAGAACUUAGAAAAAACUUUCCAUGACUAUGGCUGCAGAGUUUGCCUCAAAAUGCACUAAGGUGGUUAAUGGAUUUUAUUUGAAGUUCA